AUGGUCAUGAAGUGUGUUUCUUCCUCAAGCCGUUGGCGCAUUUACGCAGUUGUCGUUGAUAACACGGGUAAUUUUCAAAUACGCCAAACUACUUUGAAGCACACUUGCUCUGUUGACGCUACGAGAAAUUACCACCGGCUAGCCACUACUCAGGUCAUAGGCGAGUUAAUGCAAAGUAAGUUUGUUGGCUUUAAGAGAGGUCCAACUCUAGCUGGAAUAAGAAAAAUAAUGCUUGAUGAGUUUCACGUUAAUGUGUCAUACUGGAAAGCAUGGCGUGCUCGUGAAAUAGCUAUGGAAAAAGCACAUGGUUCAAUGGCUAGAACGAAGCUUCGGAAGUUUGGCCGCGCGCGGAGGAGUUCCCGACGUCCAAAAGUUACGAUCUUGAUAUGGAAAGAUAGAUACUUGAGUCAUGCAUCACGUCGAAGUGGAAUGAAGCCAUUUGGAUCAACUAUGAGGCCGGAACUUAUUUUCUACCGAGACAUGUCCGGUAAGCGAGCAAACGAAGCCCAUGGAGGAUUUGGAGUGUCUAAUGGCCCGAGCAGCAGCGCCAAAGGCCUUGAUCGAAUAGAGAAGAGGCCUGGCUAA
This is a messenger RNA of Microthlaspi erraticum, 585 nucleotides long. The record is from the annotation of a GenBank genome assembly. Lineage: Eukaryota; Viridiplantae; Streptophyta; Magnoliopsida; Brassicales; Brassicaceae.